AUACUAAUUUUUUGUUUUAGAAACCAUAAUACUGCUUUUUGUGUUUAAAAUAAGAAUUCCUUAAUUUCUUGCAGUCUCAAAGGCUUUCUCACAGUGUCAGGAUUGAACAGAAGGCCUCUGGUGCUUGAGUGAGGCUGUUGUGCCUUGAGGAGCUGAAAGCCUCUGGGUCUGAACAAGGUGCAGUGCUAGCAUACAGCUUGAUCUUGGAUAGGUAUGGUACAGUGAGCUGCUAAGGGUAAAUACACAUUGUGUGUGGGGGGGGGAAGAUUUCAUUUAGCAGUAGCUAACAUACUUUAGCUUCAGGAGAAUAAUCUGGUGGGUUUUUGCUGUUCACUGCUUCAUCUCAGUGUUAGAUGUGUGGCUGUUUAACAUUGAUACUGUCAACUAGAUUUGCACUUGAAUGUUUAGGAAGGGUAUCUGAUAGUGAUGUGAGUUCAUGGGUUGGGGUUGAAGCUAUGACAAUCCAUAAAAAGUGAAUGGAAGUGAUUUUCACUUGGACUGAUUGUUAGCUCCACCACAGCUAUCACAAACCACACACCUCUAGGUACCUGCAGGUCUGGAAUGGAAACAGUAGACUUCAAAACUAAAUACUAGUACUUCUGGUUUUCCAAACAAGACAUGAGAGUCGUCCCAAACAGCAGGGUGGGCAGCCCUAAGUAAAGUUUCCAGGGAGUUGGUGUGAUGGUUUUAGGGUGGUUUUCUUUCAACAUAAAAUCAUUUAAUACAGUCUGAAGUUGUUUGAUUUCUACAUCUGCUCCAGGUUACGCUGGUAUGUGGCAAUUGUGGAUGUGCAGUCAAUACAACUUUUGUGAAGAAGUAGGUUUAAGUUGUUCGGGAUGUGCAUGUGUUUUGGUUUUUUAAACCUGUUGUACUUGGAUGGGUUUUUGUUUUGUGAUCUGUUUUCCCAGAGGAGUGACCACAUUGGGUAAAACUCCUUCAGACUUGGUCCUGUAUUGCAAGUAUUAGUGGAGCACACAUGAUGGUGACUGAUGCCAGAUUUUAGAUCUUUUUGGAGCAGUUCAAAUAUUAGUUAUGUGGCAACAAGUCUUUGAAUUGUUAGUCUAUGUUAGUGUGCAGGGUUACUGAGUUUGAUGUUGAUCGUAUUGCCUAGGUGGUUGAUAUUGAAAUAAGGAUGUUUAAAAAUGGGAUAGGUAUGUUUCUAUCUUAAGUUCAUUUUUUACCUCAUCCUUGACUAAAACAAAUUUCUAAUGUGCACUUAAGAACUAGCAUGCAGCCAACAUCAGUUGGGUGUCAAAAACCGUGGAGUCUGUGGCAUGCUUUUGUGGCACAUUGUCACAACCAAAGCUCUUCCUACUGAACCUCUCCUCUUUUCACAGGCUACAAAAUGUCCUUUUCUCAGUAGGGAGAACCACCUUGCCAGCUCUUCAUGCUGCCACAUUCUCUGCUCCACAGAUGCCAAAAAUUUUUUCCCUCAAGUAGUUUGGGUGUCUAAGCUUAGCAGUUGUUCUUGGUUUGUAUUUUACUUUGGUAGUUUAAUUUGCUGCCCUGAAAACUUGCAUGCUACCUCCUGUUAUGCCAUUGAUCUAAUAAAAGAUAUUUGCUCUUCUGUAAGUCUGGCCAUAUUUGUGUAACCUUAAAACUUCGGGCCUAGGGUUUGAACAUAUUUCAGUUCCUAUUUGUAUGCAUAAAGCUCAAACAGCCAAAAGCCUAAAAUAUGAAAAGAGCUUUCUUGUUGUACUGUGCACAGAAAGCUAGGCCUAGUAAUACUUGCUGUGGAGAUCUUAGGAGUAUGUUUCUUGCUUCUCUUAGAAAUUUGUCAAACCUUAAACAGGUGUGUGAGUAAUUGACCUCUAAAGGAAGCAAAAUAACUCUCACAUCCUGUGUCCUAAAACAGAAUUUCAUGCCUUUCCAGACUUGCAGUGCAAUACAGACCUGUAGCUCAAGGGUUCUUGGUCAGAGAUUGCAAAGAGGGACUAGUGGCUGUCAGAUCUUGACGUUUAGCAAGUAUAAUUUAGUUUGCUUGAAGUAAACUCAGAUCUUAAAAAGCAGCAUACUGGGUUUUGAGUGCAGCAUUGUUGUGUUUUGACUUUUAGCUUAAUUCUUCAGUCUUUCAGAGAGAGAUCAAGAUAAAGAAAAAAUGAAUUUGCUUUCUUGAAAAGCUUAAUGGCAUGGUAAAGUGAUCAUCUGUACUGAUAGUGCACGAUAGUUUCUAGACUGGGCCUGUCUGAGCUGCUGCACAUGCUGUAUAAUCCCUCUACAAUAGAGGGACUCAUGUUCAGAAGUGUGUGAUGCUUCUGAGCUUCUAGUACCUUCACUGGGAACUGCAGAUUCUCACCACUCUGAAAAAUCAUGGUUUGUAUCUUGAAAUUACUACGGGUUCCAAGAUAAAUGUCGAGUAUGCAUCAGCCUUAGUGACAGGGUAGAAGAGGAAAGUAAGCUUGCAUUAAGCAGAGAACUAGUGAAUUAACUCUGUUGUGUAGCGUUGAAAGGAUGCUCUUCCUUAGAAUGGCCUGUGGGAGGUGACAUACCUGAGGAGCUGAAUAGAUAAAUCAGUUGGGGUAAGCCACUUGCAGGCAAUCCAUAUUAACAUGUCAUUUGUUUACAGUAAAUGAGUUCAAGUUGAAAUAGCAAGUGCUUGCCAACUUUUUCAGAUGGUAUAAUUUUUGAAAUAUGUGAAUAUAAGGUGGUAACACUUACUCGUUUUUGCUCUCGUUCUCCACUUUUGUACGCUAAUUGUGACCUCACACUGAAAUAGCUCUAGAAAUCACCAAAUGCUAUAAUAAGGAAUUAAACCAUUUGGUAUCCAAGAUUUUUAUUUCACAAAAGUCUAGGAUACAGAGGUGAGAUUUGUCCUACUUCUUCCAAAGAAAAAUUUUGGCCAGCUGAGAGGAUCUGUGUUUACUGGUGCUUAAUACACAAGCCAAGUGCUAUGCUUAUUUAUGUGAUUGUUCUUUGAUUAUGGGGGGGGUUUGUUUGUUUGUUUUACAGCUUUAGGUGAGGAUUCAGAAUGGGAGACAAGCCUAUCUGGGAGCAGAUUGGGUCCAGCUUCGUACAGCAUUACUACCAGCUUUUUGAUGCAGACAGGACUCAGUUAGGAGCAAUAUAUAUUGAUGCCUCAUGCCUUACGUGGGAAGGACAGCAGUUCCAGGGCAAAGCAGCUAUUGUUGAAAAACUAUCUAGCCUCCCUUUCCAAAAAAUACAACACAGCAUCACAGCACAAGACCACCAACCUACACCUGACAGCUGUAUACUCAGUAUGGUAGUGGGACAGCUUAAGGCUGAUGAAGAUCCUAUCAUGGGAUUCCACCAGAUAUUUCUAUUAAAGAACAUCAAUGAUGCCUGGGUUUGCACCAAUGACAUGUUCAGGCUAGCAUUGCACAACUUUGGCUGAGCUGGCAACCCCGAGGCACCUGUGCUUUUUUUUUUUUUCCUCCUCUCCUCUUACUGGUAUUAUUCACACUCACGGAACAUUCCAAAUAUCAUACACAAACCUGCAGCACUGCAGAGCGUGAGCAAGCAAGACCUGUGACCUGCCCUUCUGCUGAGUUUACAUUGUCACUAGAUGAGUUUCUUGUGCAUGAUGUUUGGAAGUUAGACUUAGCUGCAUUUGACAAGAGAAAUUUGUGUUGUACCAGCAUGCCUCGGAAAGAAUUUAUAAUGCAAAAGGUUGUUGUUUAUGUACUGACAAGAUGCUCUAUAACCCAAAGAAAUGAAAGAACAGCAGCCUGUACAGCCCAGAUAUUGAUUUGUUCAGAUGUUUCAAUGCUACAUUACACAAUAAAACCAUGAGAUUUUCUUAACAGUU
Messenger RNA from Haliaeetus leucocephalus (bald eagle), 3766 nucleotides. It is a transcript of the gene NUTF2, whose product is annotated as nuclear transport factor 2. Lineage: Eukaryota; Metazoa; Chordata; Aves; Accipitriformes; Accipitridae. The transcript is spliced from 4 exons. Gene Ontology annotation, biological process: protein import into nucleus. Gene Ontology annotation, cellular component: nuclear pore central transport channel. The record is from RefSeq and is a predicted model, not a curated record. Bases 2969 to 3352 code for a protein of 127 amino acids.